Megalops cyprinoides (Indo-Pacific tarpon) is the source of this 1707-nucleotide messenger RNA. It is a transcript of the gene cln3, whose product is annotated as CLN3 lysosomal/endosomal transmembrane protein, battenin. The transcript is spliced from 15 exons. Gene Ontology annotation, biological process: regulation of intracellular pH; lysosome organization. The record is from RefSeq and is a predicted model, not a curated record. Bases 196 to 1518 code for a protein of 440 amino acids. Lineage: Eukaryota; Metazoa; Chordata; Actinopteri; Elopiformes; Megalopidae. Gene Ontology annotation, cellular component: membrane; lysosome.
GUUAGGUAUGCUGUUCUGCAGUUACGUACAAAACUGAGUUAUUCCCUCGGUUACACCGGAAUGAAAGUGAAAGAGGAAUCAACAGAAAGUUUGUUAGAUAGCAAACUAUAUGUAUAGACUAUAUAUGUUCAUAUUACUAGCUAGGUUAGCUAGUUAGAAUCAUCAAGGUGUGUUUGUUGUUGUUUUGUUUUUAUCAUGGACCGUACCGACGGCGUCAAUGGUGACCCUAUUUCAACUUCCAGCUUCGGGGAACGAAUCUCAUUCUGGAGAAAUAUUUGCGGUUUUUGGCUCCUGGGACUGUGUAACAACUUUGCGUAUGUUGUCAUGUUGAGUGCAGCCCAUGAUAUCCUGAAACAGCAGGAGACGCAGAACACCACGUCACCCACUCCAACCACAGCGUUCCCUGAAGCAUUAGGAGGAAACAGCAGCAACAGCAGUCGCUACGACUGUAACCCUGUUUCUACUGCGGCUGUGCUGCUUGCUGACAUUCUGCCCACUCUCCUCAUCAAAGUAGCUGCUCCAUUCUUCAUCCACAAAUUCCCAUAUGGGUUCCGUGUGUUGCUGUGUGUGGCCACGGCAACGGCCAGUUUCCUGUUGGUGUCAUUCUCUUCCGCCGUGGGGAUGAGUAUUCUGGGGGUCAUCUUUGCCAGUAUUAGCGCUGGAUUGGGAGAGCUGUCUUUCCUGUCUCUCACAGUGUUUUUCAAUAGGACAGUGGUGGGCGGCUGGGGGUCCGGAACAGGUGGAGCCGGGGUUGCAGGGGCAUUACUGUACUCGGCUCUCACACAAGCAGGCCUGUCCCCCCGGGUUACACUGCUGGUUAUGCUAGUUGUACCGGCUGCCAUGGCGGUCAGCUACUUUUUCCUUCUGGUGUUCCCUCCCUCUUUCCCACAAUGGCAUUGUAACGAGGGGGGGGAGGAGCUGUCGUGGGACAGAGGCCCCCAGGAGAGACGUCCUCUGAUAAUGGAUGAAGAGGAAGAAGAGGAGAAGGGUGAAACACACGCUGGAGCUCUGACCUGCAAAGAAAAACUCGUCAUUCUCAGAGGUCUGCUGAAGUUUAUCAUUCCUUUGGCCAUUGUUUACUUUGCAGAGUAUUUCAUCAAUCAGGGCCUGUUAGAGCUGCUGUUUUUCCCAGGGUACUCCCUCUCCCAUGCAGAGCAGUAUCGCUGGUACCAGACGGUGUAUCAGAUCGGAGUGUUUGUCUCUCGCUCUUCCCUCUUCUGUCUGAAGAUCAGGAAAGUGUGGAUACUUUCUGCACUGCAGUGUGUGAAUGCUCUGCUGCUGUUUUUCUCUGUGUAUUACCAGUUCCUGCCCAAUGCACCUGUUGUUUUUGCAAUAGUUACAUAUGAGGGGUUGCUUGGAGGUGCUGCCUAUGUCAACACCUUCUACUUCAUCAGCAAGGAGACUGAAAACAGGGAGAGGGAGUUUGCCAUGGCAGCCGCCAGCGUGGGAGACAGUUUCGGCAUCGCACUCUCCGGCCUGACCGCCAUCCCCCUCCAUAACUAUUUCUGCUCUCUGUGAGGGAGAGGGGCUGGCGACAGGGAGGGGUGGGGCAACAGGGGUGGGUUCGUCUUUCCUACUCCAGGCACCACCUCCUUUGAUCCAGAAAUAAGACGGUACCAUAGUGCCUUUCAAAUAAUGCGUUUCUAUUGAAAUUCCUGCUUUUACUUUAUGGCUCCAUUCCAUGUCGAGAAAAUUUUAACUGCUAUG